AUGGCAUUCGAAGCCCAGGAGGUCGGCAUGGACGAGGCAAUGGCAUUGGCUGCUUCAUCGUUUCGGGACGAGGCAGAAUGGGUCUUAGAAGAGACGGCCUAUCACCCUGGCUGUAAUCGGAUCACCGGGUGGAUCAUGGACAACGACAGUGGCGCUCCUAUGGCAGACGCUCUUCACAUCGUCAAACACUGCGCCCUGUAA
Molecule: messenger RNA, 201 nt
Organism: Anthostomella pinea
Lineage: Eukaryota; Fungi; Ascomycota; Sordariomycetes; Xylariales; Xylariaceae
Source: the annotation of a GenBank genome assembly